Molecule: messenger RNA, 1413 nt
Organism: Cucurbita pepo subsp. pepo (vegetable marrow)
Lineage: Eukaryota; Viridiplantae; Streptophyta; Magnoliopsida; Cucurbitales; Cucurbitaceae
Product: 2-aminoethanethiol dioxygenase, putative (DUF1637)
Molecular function (GO): oxidoreductase activity, acting on single donors with incorporation of molecular oxygen, incorporation of two atoms of oxygen
Source: RefSeq, a predicted model, not a curated record
GUGCGGAAACCUCUCCCUUUUAUACCCCUUCUGACUCCAUUCUUUCCAUUUCUUCUCCAUACGGAGAUGACCAUUUUUACACCUUCUUUCAAUCGCUACUAAUCUGUACCCUCUUCCCCUGUUUCUUGGCCUUUUCGCUUUUCGAUUCUAUCCAGUUCUCCGUUUUUCCCUAUCCUUUUUCGCUUAUUUUCGGGGACCCUUUUCCCUAAUUUCACUAAUUUUUCACUUCCCCCCUCCAAUUUCGACCAAUUUUUGGUGGGUUAAUGGGGAUUGAGCGAUAUCUGGCUGAUCGCAAGGGGAAACAGUUUUGUGAAUUACGUAAAGAAACAACUACGAAUAACAAGUCGAGAAAGAACCGGCGGCGGACUAGGAAGUCCUCGCCGUUGCCGGUUCAGAAACUCUAUGAAACUUGUAAUGAAGUAUUUGCUUCUGGUGGGAUUGGAAUCGUUCCCCCUUUUGAGGAUAUUGAACGGGUACGAGAUGUUCUGGAUAAAAUGGAGCCAGUAGAUGUUGGGUUGUCGCCGGAGAUGCCGUAUUUUCGGACGACAGCCGGUCGACGAACUCCUCCUAUAACAUAUUUGCACCUUUAUGAGAGCAACAAAUUCUCUAUGGGAAUAUUUUGCUUGCCUCCUUCAGGUGUCAUUCCACUUCACAACCAUCCUGGAAUGACAGUCUUUAGCAAGCUUCUCUUUGGGACCAUGCACAUUAAGGCAUACGACUGGGUGGAUGGCGGCGCUGUGAAUGGCACGUCUACACGUGCCAACGUCUCGCGUGGCAGAGCUCCUUCAAGAAGUAUUCGGUUAGCGAAAGUCAAAGUAGAUGCAGACUUCACGGCACCAUGCGACUCGUCGAUUCUUUACCCUGCAGAUGGAGGAAACAUGCAUUGCUUCACAGCUGUGACAGCGUGUGCAGUGUUAGAUGUGCUCGGCCCGCCAUACUCCGAUCGAGACGGUCGGCAUUGCUCAUACUACCUUGACCAUCCCUUCACAAAAUUUUCAGUGGAGGAGGGGGUUUCGGUCCCAGAAGCAGAUAGGGAAAGGUACGCAUGGCUUGAAGAAAGAGAGCAACCUAAAGACUUGGCUGCCGUUGGAGCAGUGUACAAAGGGCCAAAGAUAGUAGAGAAUCGAUGAACUCUCUGCAAAUGAGAUCUUGUUCAUUCCAUACAGUGCUGUCAUGGACUGCUACCAUUUGUGUGCAGCAUACAAUCUUUGUUUACUUCUAGAAGAAACAACAGAGAGAGAGAGAGAGAGAGAAUUAAAAUAAGGUUCUUUUAUUGAUGUUUCUUGUUUUGUGGAACAUGAAUUAGGUGCUCCCUUCAUCCUUCCUUCUUACUGUUUUUAAUCAUGUUUUGUAUGUAUAUAUAGUGGAGUUAGAAAGGGACUGAGUAUAAAGGAGUAUGAAUUUCUUAUGUUC